This is a messenger RNA of Eurytemora carolleeae, 737 nucleotides long. Its product is annotated as homeobox protein MSH-B. Bases 25 to 621 code for a protein of 198 amino acids. Lineage: Eukaryota; Metazoa; Arthropoda; Copepoda; Calanoida; Temoridae. Gene Ontology annotation, biological process: regulation of transcription by RNA polymerase II; embryonic morphogenesis. The record is from RefSeq and is a predicted model, not a curated record. Gene Ontology annotation, molecular function: DNA-binding transcription factor activity, RNA polymerase II-specific; RNA polymerase II transcription regulatory region sequence-specific DNA binding. Gene Ontology annotation, cellular component: nucleus. The transcript has a single exon.
GACCAAUACUACUAAAACUUUAAAAUGGAAAGCAAAAAGCUUGGUUUUGGAAUCGAUUUCAUUCUCUCUGAAGAAUGCGGACAAAAAGAUUGCAAAGAUUUUGAUGAUUCUCUCUCCAGUUUCAGCUACGGAGAUCGAUCCCACUCCGAGUCUCCAGAUUUGGACAGAACCUCCAGUGUGUCUCCUCCCGUUGAUCGGAGCUCCUUAUCUCCUCCAUCCUACCCCUUCAUGCCUCCCUUCCUCCAGUAUCAGCUACUGAACAAUCUCCAGGCCUCAAGGAUGCCCCAGCUACCUCUAAAGUGUACCCUGAGAAAGCAUAGAUCUGAUCGUAAGCCUAGAACUCCGUUCAGCAGUUCUCAAUUAAAUCAACUAGAGAAGAAAUAUAUUGAGAAGAGUUAUCUCUCUAUUGCUGAGAGAGCAGAGUUUGCUGAGAGUUUAGGACUCUCUGAAACCCAGGUUAAAAUCUGGUUCCAGAACAGACGAGCCAAGGCCAAGAGGUUGGUUGAGUGUGAAGUUUAUCAGAACUCUCUUCAUUCAUCAUCCAUGCAUCAUAUGCAGGGUGUCAUCCCUCCAUCCCUCAUCCCAGGACUGCUGGCUGGACGAGGACUUAAAUACUUUUAGAUACUCGUCUUCCUUUCUUCCUUUUCUUCAUCUUCUCGUCUGUGAUUUACGGCUGUUCAGAGAUUUUAUAUUUAAACAAAUUUUUAGAGAUUAAUAAUAAAUUAUAUUUUACAUAA